Molecule: messenger RNA, 2516 nt
Organism: Cololabis saira (Pacific saury)
Lineage: Eukaryota; Metazoa; Chordata; Actinopteri; Beloniformes; Belonidae
Gene: angptl4
Product: angiopoietin-like 4
Exons: 7
Coding region: 132-1529 (465 amino acids)
Biological process (GO): triglyceride homeostasis
Molecular function (GO): enzyme inhibitor activity
Source: RefSeq, a predicted model, not a curated record
AUAUAAUGGCAGAGCUCUGCCUGCUUAUUACACCUUAGAUACGACUCAAGGCGGCUUGGACACAUUUCUGCAACAAAAUUACGCACAGUUUGAGGCGAGAUUUCAUCUAUUUUCAGCCAAAGGCAGCAGCAAUGAAGACUACUUUUGCAACUGUGACUCUGUGCCUGGUGCUGGUGAUGGCCACGGCGUUUCCCUUUGAGAGGAAAGGAGCGUCUUCUCCUCCCAAGGAGAAGCGCGUCCAGUACGCGGCGUGGGAUGAUGUGAACGUCCUCGCCCACGGCCUGCUGCAGCUGGGCCAGGGGCUGAAGGAGCAUGUGGACAAAACCAAGCUGCAGAUGAGGGACGUGUUCACCAAGCUCAAGGUGUUCAACCGCACGGUGACGGAGCUGGGGCAGGAGAGCCGGCGGGUGCGGGCGGAGGGGGAAGCGCUGAGGGCGCGGGCCCGCGGGCUGGAGGACCGGGAGGGCUCGCUGCUCAAUGUCACGGCCGAGCUCAGGGAAAAGGCGGAGGAGAUGCGGCAGGAGAGGAGGACGAUGAGUGAGAGGAUGAGCCGGCUGGAGGAGAGGGUGGACAGCAUGCUGCAGGGGGACGCGGUGCUGCCGGACAUGAACGCCGCGGCCAGCAACUUCAGCGAUGCGCGCAACAUCCAGCUCCUGCUGGAAGCUCAGAGCAGACGCGUGGAUGACCUGAUGGAGCGCAUCAGACUCCAGCAGGAGAAGCUGGAUAAACAGAAUGUGCGCAUCAGGACACUGCAGAGUCAAGUGCAGCAGUCCAGACAGAGAUCCUCCUCCGUGCGCACUGGCGGCGAGGGCGCGCAGGAGAGAGCAGAGGAGCAGGGUGACUCGCCUAUAGUGAUGGCAGUGGACUGUCAUGAACUAUUCCUGAGAGGAGAGACCACCAGCGCGGUCUACACCAUCCAGCCGCUGAACUCCGAGCCCUUUGAAGUCUUCUGUGAGAUGACAACUGAUGGUGGAUGGACAGUCAUCCAAAGGCGCCAAGAUGGCUCGGUGGACUUUGACCGGCUGUGGCCGGCUUAUGAGAAAGGCUUUGGCAACCUGAAUGGAGAAUUCUGGAUGGGGCUUGAAAAAAUCCACUCUAUUGCCAAAGACGGUGGCUACAUCCUCAACAUCAAGCUCUCGGACUGGGGGGAGGACUUGGCAUCCGUAAGCUUUCCUAUCCAGCUUGGAGGAGCAGAAACCAAGUAUUCGCUUCAGAUUCAGGAGGUUGGCACCUUCAGCACCCUGGAGAGCUCCCUGGGGAUGGACGCCGUCUCCGGUCUCCCUUUUACCACACGUGACCAAGACAAUGACCGCAAAGUGGACGUCAACUGUGCCACACACCUCUCUGGUGGCUGGUGGUUCAGUAACUGCGGUCGCUCAAACCUAAACGGUAGAUAUUUCCAGAGCCCUCCUCCCAAGCAGCGGCACCAGCGGAAACAAGGUAUAUUCUGGAAGACCUGGAGAGGCCGCUACUACCCUCUGAAGUCCAGCACGAUGAUGAUCGCCCCCAUCACAAUGAAUCGAUCAUAGAAGCACAAAGAUACAACGACCAAGGUCAAGAACAAAACAAGAGAGAGGGAGGAACCAGAUCCUGGAUGCUCUUUCUUUUUUUACUGUGCAUGAUUUAUGGGGUAAAACGUUCCGUGUCUGUCCAUGAGGAAAACCUCAUACCAGAGCCAAGGUCCUCAUAGCAGAAGUGAAGAGAGAUCACGUUAAAUGAAGAGUGCAGUGGAAAUGUUUCUGUUAUGGCAAUGCAAUUUUCUUGUUUCGGUAUAAAGCCGGAGGCCCUGAUCAAGAGAGCGUCCUAGAGCGAGCCCCAGCUUGUCCACCGUGCUGUGAGGCUUAAGGCAUUUUCCAACUAGUUGUGACUCCUCACCGGGCAGGUGUCAACUAUGUGGGCCGUUACCGAGUUUGCGUGCUGUUUUGUGGGGUUCGGACAACACGUUCAACUCCAAGCAGCCCAACGGUUGCUCCAACUCUGCAGAGGAUGCAUGUAGCAGUGAGUUUAGUCCAACCAGGCAAACCUUUCAAACUCAAAGCUGGGGACCAAAUGGUAACUUAAUUAAGAGUAAUUUUCCUCAAGAUUGUGUUGAGAUUAGUGUUUAAAAACUGUAUGUAGAGUUGUUGUAAACUAAGUUCAGAUACAGACACUGUGUAAACACUGAUAAUAGUGACCAUUCCAGCCUUUUAGACAAUAUACUGUGUUUUCUGUCACCAAUGUUGAAUCACACUAAAACUAUUCUUCGCAGAUUAUAAUUUUCCUGUGGAGAUUCUGAUCAUUUGAAGUCAUAUUGACUCUUGAGAAGCAUCAUUUUGUAAAUAAUAUGUUUCAGAAAUAUAUUUGUUACUGAUUUGGUGUAAAAUAAUCUUUUUCAUUGUUAUUGUAGAUGUUCUAUUAUUUAAAAAUAUACUUUUGCUGCUUUGUGUUGAUAAUUUAUAAUGUUUUUUUAUUGUCUGUUAUUUUUUUAAAGAAGAAAAUAAAUGACUAUUUUGGCCAUAAUGGGCCAAUUAAACAGA